AGGAGGCACAUACUUGCGGGUUUCUCUUGAUUAUAAAACAAGCACACCCACUGGGAGCCAAUGGGAAGGUGAACAACAGGUAGGCGUCCUGUGACAGAGGCGCUCAAACAGUCGGUGGAAACCAGUGGAGCGAGGAGGCAGCAUGCUGGAGACCAGAGCACAGCAGUUUUUACGCGGAGUGGGUUUAAUUGGUAUUAUUUAAAUCAUCAGGACACCUCUCAGUGCAUGGAGCUCUGAUGCCAUUUUACCCUCAUCAUUAAAACCCUCUGGGAAUAAACACAAAGUACAGGUUUGAUUACACAGCUGAUCCCUGGGAGGUCAGACUCUCCCUGACCCUGAUGGAGGUGCUCCGGAAGUCUUCAGCGUUUGCCUCAGAGGUUCUGGAUGUGUUUGACCGAUCGCUGACGGAGAAAGAGCUGGUGUCCCAGUCCAAAGCUCUAUGCAAAGACUACAUCCUGUCCAGGUUAAACCAGAAUGGGCUGGGAUGGUCCAAAACUGAGAUUAAUUUCCCUCCCUCCAACAACUCCAUGCUUGCUGAGGCGUCUCUGGUGCUCAUUUGUCUUGGCGACGAGCUGGAGUGUAUACAGCCUGGUCUGUACAGGAACGUGGCGCGGCAGCUCAACAUUUCUGUUGCCAUGGAGAGCAUGGUUUCAGAUGCCUUCCUUGGUGUGGCAACAGAGAUCUUCUCAGCAGGUAUAACUUGGGGAAAGGUGGUGUCCAUGUAUGCAGUAGCUGGAGCUCUAGCGGUGGAUUGUGUCAGGCAUGGCUACCCUGACACGGUGCAUGUCCUCGUGGACAGUUUAGGGCAGUUUGUCCGCAGGUUUCUUGUUCCCUGGCUGAAGAGACGAGGAGGAUGGGUGGAGAUAACAAAGUGUGUUGUGAAGGUGGAUCUCACCCCUGAACGCCACUGGUUGUCCUCCACCAUCGAGUCCCUGAAGUAUUUCCUCACCACGCUCUACGUCUGCAUCAUGAAGGAGCAGUGAGACGGAGCAGAUGUCUCGUGGAAUUGUGUCAAAGAAAGCUGAACCGAUGUGGUCGUGAGGACCGAGCCUUUCAGCAGACUCAUUUUCUUUUUUUUUGCUGGAUGACCACGUACGAAUGUUUCAUCAGCAGCAUUUGUCUUUGCAGAGCGAGGGGGUACCCUUCAACCAGAGUGGUCGCCUUGAUAGUAAAAAAACAUAAAUGAGAAUUCUUGCUUUUCUCUGCGUCGUAUGCACUUCGUCUCGCUGUUGAAACUAGUGCAGUGCUCCCGGCUUUUACAGUGUAACGCUUCAUACUGCUAUGAUCAGUCUGAUGUUAGGCUCGUCUUAAAACGUACAUUUUAGCAGGAGAGAUGAAGGUGACGAAACUGGUGCUCUGCUUUUGUGGGUCUGAAAGUGUUUAAACCUGCUGAGUUUACACUUUAGAUCAGAAAUGAGUGACAUUAACUGUUUACACUUGAGUUUACACUGUUGUACUCCACCAAAGCACAAACUGUGUUUCCUUCCUUUUAGGCUCUAAAGUUGUCCAGUUAAUAUUCUGGAGUUUUAGACAAAAGGAGAAUUAUUUUUGCACUUUCUUUGGGCCAAAGAACGUUUGAAGACUGGUACAACCUGAAUGUAAUUUCCUGGGCUAUUUUUUUAUUUGGGUUUCUAAUCUGUGAACUGUUUAUUUAUUGUUGUAUGUAUUUUUUGUUAUAACUAAGUAAUUGAACCACCUCUGUAUAAUUAAAUGCCAGAGCUAAAGUUCUUAGGGAGGAUGGUGUCAUGCAUGUCACUUUCACAGUGUUAUUUUGCACAAGUGUGUCUGCCCCCCUCUUCCCCCCUUUUUUUUUAAUAAUACAAUAAAAUUAGACGAAAGCUCA
Messenger RNA from Nothobranchius furzeri (turquoise killifish), 1843 nucleotides. It is a transcript of the gene bokb, whose product is annotated as BCL2 family apoptosis regulator BOK b. Lineage: Eukaryota; Metazoa; Chordata; Actinopteri; Cyprinodontiformes; Nothobranchiidae. Gene Ontology annotation, molecular function: protein homodimerization activity; protein heterodimerization activity. The record is from RefSeq and is a predicted model, not a curated record. Gene Ontology annotation, cellular component: mitochondrial outer membrane. Gene Ontology annotation, biological process: intrinsic apoptotic signaling pathway in response to DNA damage; extrinsic apoptotic signaling pathway in absence of ligand; regulation of apoptotic process.